Sapajus apella (tufted capuchin) is the source of this 442-nucleotide messenger RNA. Its product is annotated as histone H2B type 1-A. The record is from RefSeq and is a predicted model, not a curated record. The coding region runs from base 5 to 388 and encodes 127 amino acids. Gene Ontology annotation, cellular component: nucleosome. Gene Ontology annotation, molecular function: DNA binding; structural constituent of chromatin; protein heterodimerization activity. Lineage: Eukaryota; Metazoa; Chordata; Mammalia; Primates; Cebidae. The transcript has a single exon.
AGCCAUGCCGGAGUUGUCUUCUAAAGGAGCCACCAUUUCUAAGAAAGGCUUCAAGAAGGCGGUUGUGAAAACACAGAAGAAGGAGGGCAAGAAGCGGAAGAGGACCCGCAAGGAGAGCUAUUCUAUUUACAUCUACAAGGUGCUGAAGCAGGUCCAUCCGGACACUGGCAUAUCUUCCAAAGCCAUGAGUAUUAUGAAUUCCUUCGUCACUGACAUCUUUGAGCGUAUAGCGAGCGAGGCAUCACGCUUAGCUCACUACAACAAGCGCUCCACCAUUACUUCCAGAGAGAUUCAGACAGCAGUGCGUCUGCUGCUGCCGGGAGAGCUGGCUAAGCAUGCCGUGUCUGAGGGCACUAAGGCUGUCACUAAGUACACCAGCUCCAAAUAAGUCUGCCUAGUAAACGGAACCCAAAGGCUCUUUUCAGAGCCACUCAAAUACACU